AUGAGCUGCGCUGGCUGUGGCAGCUGGCACUCGAUCCAAGCGACUUGUAGCGCGUGCGACCACGUUGCAUCGACGCGCGACAAGCUCGUCGUCGUGCUACGGCGGCUGCGAACGCUGCACAAGCGAGGCCACGUCAUCAAAUGGACGAUGGAAUGCAACCUGUGCAAAAUGACGUUCGACUUUAGCACCACGUGCGCUGGCUGCAACGCGCCAAGUCCGGCCACGUCGGACGACGACAUGUUCAAAGAAGGCGACGCGGUUGCGCUACAGCGCCUUCUCGCCAUCUCGUGUCGCCCCAACUGCACGGACGAGGACGGCAACGCACUUGUCCACAUCGCCGUGCGUUCGAACAACCUCGCCGUCUUAGAAGUCUUGCUCAAAGCCCCCGGUGUCGACCUGGACGCGACCAGUUCGGACGGAAAGACGGCACUGGCCGAAGCCAUCGCCUGCGGCGACAUGAGAGCCGUGCGCGCGCUGCACAGUGCGCUCACCGUCUCGGUAGGCACGGUGGCUAGAGACGAGAUGCCAACGCCAGGCGAGCCGAUCGGCCUCCGAAUCGCCGAAAAGCGCUUCCUCUCGCCAGCGGGCAACGAGUCUGUCGACGCGAUCCUCUCGUUCUCGUCGCCGUUCGUGGUGCCCAUCUAUGCAUUGGACGGGCCCAAUACCGUCGCCGUCGAGGCGAUGGACGAAGGAAGUCUUCGGAACCUCCUCCUUCACGUGCCGCGCGAGUACCACUAUGGUCGGUACAAGUUGCUUCAAGUCCAAGUCGCGUACUGCGUCGCCAACGCGCUCGCCGAUUGCCAUGCCAGCGGCCUCGUGCACGGCCAUCUCUCGAGCGAGAACGUCUUCUUUUCCCGCCGGCAGUUUAUCAAGGUCGGCGUUCCUGGGACGACGCCGGACAGCGACGAUGCCAACUCGAUGCUGCGGUGGACAGCGCCCGAGGUCCUCGUUGGGGCUGGUCGCACCACCGCAUCGGACGUCUACGCACUGGGUGUGAUUUUGACCGAGCUCGACACCCACGAGCUGCCGUAUGGCGAAGACGAAGUCGACGAAGCCGUGCUGCGGGAUCUGGUGUCAAACGGUUUCCGCCCGCCUCUCUCGGAGGAUUGCGAGGAAGACUACGCCAACUUGGUCGCUCACUGCGUGGCCCCAGAACCGAGUGAUCGAAUGACCGCGGCCGAGGUCGCAGCGAUUCUGCAGCCAAUACUGCAUGCUGCCGUCGUCCAUUUCGGUAUCUAA
Saprolegnia parasitica CBS 223.65 is the source of this 1239-nucleotide messenger RNA. Its product is annotated as serine/threonine protein kinase. Gene Ontology annotation, biological process: protein phosphorylation. NCBI's taxonomy places the organism in Eukaryota, Oomycota, Saprolegniomycetes, Saprolegniales, Saprolegniaceae. Gene Ontology annotation, molecular function: ATP binding; protein kinase activity; protein binding. Bases 1 to 1239 code for a protein of 412 amino acids. The transcript is spliced from 6 exons. The record is from RefSeq and is a predicted model, not a curated record.